CAUAGAUUAUACUCCGUAUCUGAAACAGUUAACUUGUCGAAUUGCUAUGCUGCCAUGCCAAGCCUUUAAUCAUCGGCAACAAGACUAGUACUUGUUGAGAGAGAUCCCACAAGCGCAGUGCCGCACACAUGUCGAGGCCCAGCGGCGCCUGCCUGCUCCGUCAGGUCAGCCAUGGCGUGAAGCAACCAGCCCUGCUAUAAAAAUCCCCACGUCCACCGCCCUCCGUGUUGUGUUGUCCCUCACUCACAUUGCCCGUCACCACCAUGGGGUGUUCGAGUUCUCCACCCGCCGCGUGCGUGGCCGCCGCUAUUCUCCUGGCGGCCUCGCUGUUGGCGUGUCACCACGGGUGCGCGGCGGCGGCGGCUGUGCCGACGCUGUCGACGGCGUCGCGGUGGGUGGUGGACGAGAGCGGGAGCCGGGUGAAGCUGGCGUGCGUGAACUGGCCGUCGCACCUGGAGCCGAUGCUGGCGGAAGGGCUGGGCAAGCGGCCCGUCGGCGCCAUCGCCGGGGACGUGGCCGCCAUGGGGUUCAACUGCGUCAGGUUCACGUGGCCCACGUUCCUGGUCACCAACGCCUCCUACUCCGGCCUCACCGUCGCGCAGUCCUUCCUGCGGCUCAACCUCACCGAGUCGCUCGCCGGCAUCAGGGUCAACAACCCUGGCUUCGUCGACCUCAAGCUCAUCGACGCCUUCAAGGCCGUGGUGAGCAGCCUGGGCGAGCACGACGUGAUGGUGAUCCUGGACAACCACCUGAGCAAGCCCGGCUGGUGCUGCAGCAACACCGACGGCAACGGCUUCUUCGGCGACGCCUUGUUCGACCCGGACGUCUGGGUCGACGGCCUCACCAAGAUGGCCACCAUGUUCGCCGGCGUCCCCAACGUCGUCGGCAUGAGCCUUCGGAACGAGCUCAGGGGACCCAGGCAGAACGCGAACGACUGGUACAAGUACAUGCAGCGCGGCGCGGAGGCGGUGCACGCGGCGAACCCGCGCGUGCUGGUCAUCCUCUCGGGCCUCCAAUUCGACAACGACCUGGCCUUCCUCAACUCGCGGCCGGUGAACCUCAGCUUCACGGGGAAGGUGGCGUUCGAGGUGCACUGGUACAGCUUCUCCAACACCCAGGAGUGGAGCUCGGGCAACGCCAACCAGGCGUGCGCGCGCAUCACGGCCGGCAUCGCCCGCCGCGCCUUCUACCUGCUCGACAGAGGGUGGCCCGUCAUCCUCAGCGAGUUCGGCGUCGACAACCGCGGCGGCAACACCAACGACAACCGCUACUACGGCUGCGCCGCCGCCGCCGCGGCCGACCUGGACCUGGACUGGGCGCUCUGGGCGCUGCAGGGGAGCUACUACCUCCGCGAGGGCGUGCUGGGGCUGGACGAGGUCUACGGCGUCCUCGACUGGGCCUGGUGCAAGCCGCGCAACGACACCGCGCUGCGCAGGGUCCAGGCGCUCCAGCGGCCGCUCAGGGGGCCCGGACUCGCGGAGGCGGCGCCGUACGCCGUGCUGUUCCACCCGGUGUCCGGGAUGUGCGUGGUGGUGCGCCGCCGGUCGCCGACGCCGACGCUGGCGCAGCCCUUCGAGCUGGGCCUGGGACCCUGCAGCGAGACGGGGGCGUGGGAGUACAGCGCGCAGCAGCAGCGGCUGGGGCUGCGGGACACCGCCGCGCUGCUGUGCCUCCGCGCCGAGGGCGCCGGCAGGCCCGCGACCCUCGGCGUGACCUGCGGCGACGCGAUGGCAAGGUGGAGCCUCGUGUCGGACUCCAAGCUGCACGUCGCCGUCAACGCGACGUCGUCGUCGUCGGCCGGGGUCAGCGACAGCGACGGCAACGGCUUGCUCUGCCUGGACGUGGGCGCGGACGGCCGGAGCGUGGUGACCAACCCGUGCCGGUGCCUGAGCGCGGACAACAGCUGCGACCCGCAGAGCCAGUGGUUCAAGCUCGUGAGCAGCACCAGGAGCGUGGUCACCAAGCAGACCAUGCUCGCGCAGCUGCCGCUCAAGCUCAAAAGCUGGAAGAUCAGGUCGUUUUGAGCGUCCGUCACCCCGUAGAAUAUAACGUCAGCUAGGCUCAACUUCAAGACGUACGUAAGCCGUAGAACGGCGGGAAUAGAGAAGCACUGACCUAGAACUUGAGCAUUGUUCGCGAGGAGACUGAACAGGUCUUUAUGAAGAAUUCUACUACUUGCUACGAGACUUUCAAAAAAAAAACAUUGUAUGCACGAGAAAUAUAUUGUCUAAUGGAAUAAUCAAAUGAAUUGUUCACAGGA
This is a messenger RNA of Sorghum bicolor (sorghum), 2260 nucleotides long. RefSeq lists its product as uncharacterized. Lineage: Eukaryota; Viridiplantae; Streptophyta; Magnoliopsida; Poales; Poaceae. The record is from RefSeq and is a predicted model, not a curated record. The coding region runs from base 264 to 2024 and encodes 586 amino acids. Gene Ontology annotation, molecular function: hydrolase activity, hydrolyzing O-glycosyl compounds. The transcript is spliced from 3 exons.